AUGUCGUCGGCAGCGCCGCAACCCGUGUCGUCGACGGCUGAGCCGCGCGACCCCGUCUCGGACCUUGCCGAUGCCACCGAAAAGGUCAAGGUCGGCGCAGCCGCCGACGGCGACAAGAAGCAGCAGCAGAAGCAGCAGCAGCAGCAGCAGCAGCAGCAGCAGCAGGCCAAGGGCGAGAAGAAGCCCAAGGCCAAGAAGGACGCAGCGGCUGGGGGCAGCAGCAUGCCGCUCGAGUUUACGCCGAAGCCGGCCUACUUUGACCACCGCAUCGCCAUGUUUGAGAAGCUCAAGGCGGAGCAGGACGCGCACGCCGCCAGCCAGCCGCGCCAGCCCAUCCAGGUGACGAUGCCCGACGGCUCGGUCAAGGAGGGCACCGCGUGGGAGACGACGCCCAUGGACAUCGCAAAGCAAAUCUCAAAGAGCCUGAGCGAGCGCGUCGUCAUUGCAAAGGUCGACGACACGCUCUGGGACCUGGAGCGCCCGCUCGAGCAGAGCGCCAAGCUGCAGCUCUUUGACUUUGAGUCGCCCGAGGGCAAGCGCGUCUUCUGGCACUCGUCGGCCCACGUGCUCGGCGAGGCGGCCGAGAAGCACUACGGCUGCCACCUCUGCAUCGGACCGCCGACCGACGAGGGAUUCUUCUACGAGAUGGGCAUGGGCGACAGCAAGGAGCGCAUGGCCAGCCAGGCCGACUUCCCCGCCCUCGAGACGCUCAUCAAGGGCGCCAUCAAGGAAAAGCAGCGCUUCGAGCGCCUCGUCGUCUCCAAGGAGCAGCUCCUCGAGAUGUUCCACUACAACAAGUACAAGCAGCACAUCAUCAACAGCAAGAUCCCCGACGGCACCUCGACCACCGUCUACCGCUGCGGCCCCAUGAUUGACCUGUGCGUCGGCCCGCACAUUCCGCACACGGGCCGGAUCAAGGCCAUGGCGGUGCUCAAGAACUCGGCGUCGUACUUCCUCGGCGACCAGAACAACGACUCGCUCCAGCGCCUCUACGGCAUCUCGUUCCCCGACGGCAAGAUGAUGACCGAGUACAAGCAGUUCCUCGUCGAGGCCGCCAAGCGCGACCACCGCAAGAUUGGCAAGGAGCAGGAGCUCUUCAUGUUCCACGAAAUGUCGCCCGGCUCUUGCUUCUGGCUGCCCCACGGCGCCCGCAUCUACAACACCCUCCAGGACUACCUCAAGACCCAGUACCGCCAGCGCGGCUUCGACGAGGUCAUCUCGCCCAACAUGUACAACUCGAAGCUGUGGGAGACGUCGGGCCACUGGCAAAACUACAAGGACGACAUGUUCGUGCUCGGCGUCGACAAGGAGACGUUUGGCCUCAAGCCCAUGAACUGCCCCGGCCACUGCCUCAUGUUUGGCACGCGCGACCGCUCGUACAAGGAGCUGCCGCUGCGCCUGGCCGACUUUGGCGUCAUUCACCGCAACGAGGCGAGCGGCGCCCUGUCGGGCCUGACGCGCGUCCGCCGCUUCUGCCAGGACGACGCCCACAUCUUCUGCCGCGCCGAGCAGGUCGAGGACGAGAUGGCCGGCUGCUUCGACUUCCUCCAGGCCGUCUACGGCCUGUUUGGUUUCACCUUCAAGCUCGAGCUCUCGACGCGGCCCGAAAAGUACCUCGGCGACAUCGCCACGUGGGACGCCGCCGAAAAGCGCCUGGCCGCCGCCCUCGACAAGUUUGUCCCGGGCAAGUGGGAGCUCAACCCGGGCGACGGCGCCUUCUACGGCCCCAAGAUUGACAUCACCAUCAGCGAUGCCAUGCGGCGCCACCACCAGUGCGCCACGAUCCAGCUCGACUUCCAGCUGCCGCAGCGCUUCAACCUCGAGUUCCGCAAGCCGGCGUCGUCGGGCGACGACGACCAGACGGAGCGCCCCGUCAUGAUCCACCGCGCCAUUGUCGGCUCGCUCGAGCGCUUCAUCGCCAUCCUCACCGAGCACUUUGCGGGCAAGUGGCCGUUCUGGCUGUCGCCGCGCCAGAUCCUCGUGGUGCCCGUCACGACGUCGGUCUACGACUACGCCAAGUCGGUCCAGACGCGCCUGUGGGACCAGGGCUUCUUUGCCGACGUCGACCUGAGCGACAACACGCUGCCCAAAAAGGUGCGCAACGGCGAAAUCGCCCAGUACAACUUCGUCAUCGUCGUCGGCCACGAGGAGAUGGAGAGCCAGAGCAUCAACGUGCGCAACCGCGACGACGUCAACAUGAAGGGCAAGGCCGAGACCAUCCCGCUCGACAAGGCCGUCGCCAUGUUUGCCAGCCUCAAGAACGAGAGGCGGUUGGAGAACAAGCUGAUCUAA
This is a messenger RNA of Pseudozyma flocculosa PF-1, 2292 nucleotides long. RefSeq lists its product as uncharacterized. Gene Ontology annotation, biological process: threonyl-tRNA aminoacylation. The transcript has a single exon. Gene Ontology annotation, molecular function: threonine-tRNA ligase activity; ATP binding. Gene Ontology annotation, cellular component: cytoplasm. NCBI's taxonomy places the organism in Eukaryota, Fungi, Basidiomycota, Ustilaginomycetes, Ustilaginales, Ustilaginaceae. The record is from RefSeq and is a predicted model, not a curated record. The coding region runs from base 1 to 2292 and encodes 763 amino acids.